GUCAAUCACAAUCACUUAAAAGUCUAUCAACAAAGUUACAGAGAUGUAUUCCAGAGAGUCUAUUGUUCAAGAUGCCUUAGAUGAGCUCCAGUCCAUCAGAAAAAAUUUUUCUGAUUUAUUCCCAGAUUUGGAAUUGGAAUUUUAUGAUCCGGGAAUGUUGUUGGAAUGGGGGAGAUGGUUUUAUUUGUGGGGAAGAAAGUGGGGCGAUGAACAAGAUGUGGACUGGGAAACUGCAGUGUGUACAGUGGAGGACAUUCUUCACAGACAUUCCCUGGAAAUUCUGUUUCUUUGUCUCACGUUGAAGGAGAAAUUGCUGAGGGUUGAUGAUUCUGAUGAGAGAUGGGAUGCUGAUUUGGAGAUAUGGGAUGAUGUGCUUAAAGAUUUUCUUGGGAGAAUUGUUGAAUCGGUGCAACCAGGAAUUGAGGAAUUGGUCAGAAUGUUGUCGUGGACAGAUAUCACAUUGCAAACAGGAUCUUCUUCUCGAACAGAUGUGAAGCAACUGCUGGACAGCGUCGACUUCAUUCUUCACAGUUUGCAGAGUCUUGAAGAUCAGAGUCCCAACGCAAAUGAAACCGUAACGUUCAUGAAGAACUUCAUUCGCUUUGCUACGCUUCACGGACUUGAGGAUAGGCAGAUCAUCGGAGAUCUCUUGACUCACUUUGAAUGUGUAUCUAUUCAAUCUGCAGUCCUACUUUUUCGUGAUUGCUUUCAAUGUGGUUAUCUUUCAAUAAAUUCUCAUGGUGAACUUACGAGAAUAAUUCAGCCAGUUGAGUCGCGUGUUUGUGAGAUUUAUGUUGGUGUCUUGCAAGAUGUUUCAAAGUUUUCAGGGUCCUCCUUCCAUCCCACUAAAGAAACUCAUUCAUUGGUGUUUAGAGACUUUGUGGAUUCUCUCAUUUUUCUGAUUUUGAACCUUUUCUUCCGUGAUGCCAUUUUUGUGGAAAUGUUUCCCCACGAAAUGCAUAAAGUGCAUGAGGGACUCUCAUUCUUGAAAACCACUCUAUCAGAGCACCAUGACAAGCUUGAUGACCUCAUUAGACCUUUGAUUUGUGAGGCAGGCAUCCUAAUUUUUCAUCUCUAUCAAGAAAAUGGAGAACAAAGAGGAAGGUUGAUUGCAAAAUUAGAGCUCCUUUUUUCCAAUUUCGAGACAAAACCCCAAAUUCUCAAGGCUGCAGAAGAAGAUGCGCCAAGGUUUCCACCAGCAUCAGCAUAUCCCCAAACAAACUUGUUGGGUUUUAUUGACUCUGUCUUGGAAAAAAUAAAGUCAUUCGUGAUUCAAGUUUCUUCAGAAAAGGAUAAGUUCCAAGCCCUCCACGAUGAUCUUACAGUUUUAAGAUCUUUUGUAGUCCUUGAUAAUGGGAUGACGAUCCAAAAUCUCUCGAGUCGCAUUGCAACGGUAGCUUAUGACACGGAGUUUGUACUUGAUUCUUUGGUUGUUGCUGGUAAACCACUCCGGACGAGCCUUAUCGUGCAGCUUGAUGUUAUCAUAACAGAGAUUGAGCUUAUUAAGACUCAGGUCUCGGAGAUUCCUUGGAGUAUGGAGCCAACCAUUGCAGUUCAAAAGAUUAGUCAAGCUAACCUUAAGAUGGCACCAGCAGUUGGUAAGAUCCCAGAUUCCAAUGAGAGAGUGGUGGGCUUGGAUGACGAGGCAAAGAUCAUCAUCGAUAGACUCACUAGAGGGACAAAACAGUUAGAUGUGGUUUCGAUUGUGGGCAUGGCCGGAUUAGGUAAAACUAGUUUCGCCAAGAAAGUUUAUCAUCAUUCCCGCAUCUCUCAUCACUUCCAGGUUCGCUCUUGGGUCACCGUGUCUCAAGAAUACAACACAAAAAGUUUGUUGAUUGGGAUUUUAAGCGGUCUGGACCAAAAUUCAACUGGAGCGUAUAUAAAUAUGAGGGAAGAUGAUUUGGCUGAAAGACUCCGUAGACGGUUGAAGGGAAUCAGGUAUCUUAUCAUCUUGGAUGAUAUUUGGGAUACUCAAGUAUGGAAUAGUUUGAAAAUGUCAUUCCCAGACGAUGAGAAGGGUAACAGAAUUCUCCUAACCAGUCGACAGGAGACUAUUGGUUUGGAAAUCAAUCCACACUCUGAACCUCACCGUCUUCGUGCACUAAAUGAUGAUGAGAGUUGGGAAUUAUUUCGGAAGAAGAUGUGCUUUGACCAAAGUUGUCCAUCGGAAGAAGUAAUUGCUCGUGCCAAGACAAUAGCAAAAUCCUGCAAGGGAUUGCCGCUGAUGAUUUUAAUUGUUGCAGGAUUUCUCGCUAAUACAGAGCCAAGUAAGUGGGAAGAAGUUGAAGAAAUGCUAAAAACAGCGAGAAGCAAAGAAGAACGCUUUAUGCAUCGGCUACGUGGUCAGGAGCUUAAUGGUUGUCUUGAGGCUAGCCAGCGGUACAGGUUAAGUAUUGAUUUCAGUGGAGCGGAGAAAUUCUCAGAAUCGAGGUCCCUCUAUCCUCGUCUACGCACAAUGUUGUUUGUUACAAAACCCAAAGUCUAUCGACUACCAACAUCUCUAUACAAGUUUUUCCAGUUCAAGCUUAUAAGAGUUUUGGUCUUAAGCCGAGUAUUUGUGUUUGAUACAUUUCCAUGUGUGAUUCUACUACUUGUCCAGUUGAAAUACUUGGAUUUCGCAGUUUCUUUUACUUCAGAAAUAAUCAUCCCAUCGUCAAUUCUCAAUCUCUCAGAUUUGGAGACUUUGAUUGUUACUGAUGGUAGGAGAGUUUUGUUGCCGGAUACUUUGUGGGGUAUGAAAAAAUUAAGGCAUCUGGAUGGAGCUCGGGAGUUUGUAUUGCCAUCAGAGAUUCCCGUAGCCAAUUUGGAGAAUUUGCAGACUUUCUCGACUGUAUCAUUCACCUGCAGCCAAACGAUGGUGGGAGUAGUGAAGAAGUUACCAAAUCUCCGGACACUACGCUGUCGUCUCGAUCUGGGUGGAGGAGAGUGCACUGUGGAUUUCAUCACUUUGACUCAACUCGAAUCACUCGACAUCACUACUCGUGGGACGAACUUUUUUCAAUUUCGAUUUCCCCAGAAUCUAAAGGAUCUAUCUCUGUAUUCAACUUGCCUUCCAUGGAGUGAAGUUUCAGCUAUUGGAAGGCUACCAAAUCUUGAAGCUCUCCUAUUGACUGAGAAUGCAUACAAGGGGGAAAAUUGGGACAUUGAAGAAGAAGGCACAUUCCCCAAACUCAGAGUGUUGAAAUUAUGGAGCAUGACCAGUUUGGAGAGAUGGACAACGGCUUCGGAUGACGACUUCCCAUCUAUUGAGACAUUGAUACUGAAAUUCUGCAAUCGCUUAAAGGAAAUCCCUUCUUGUAUAGCCCAAAGUUCAACCCUUCAGAUGAUUGAGGUCUGGAGUUGUCCACGUGUCUUUGAUUCGGUAAAGGAAAUUCAUGAAACGCAGAUGGAUUGUGGAAAUGAAGAUCUACGGAUAUAUCUGGACGUCCAACAACUAACAAAAGAGAACUAUGAGGUAAUUCAAAGCAAAUACACCAAAAAGAAUCUUCAAUUGAGUCGGGGUUCUCCGGUGACGACUGACGCUUGAAACACUGAUUCUGCUGCAAUAGCUUCCCAAAAGUGUUGAUUAUAAGGUAGUUGCUACAGCUAAACCUUCCUCACAAGAAGAUAAACUAGGAAAAUUUUCAGUCUUCCCAAAUACUACAAAGCUUUCGAUGCUCUAACUGUCACGUCUAUAUCAACACAACAUUGAUGGAAUCCUAUUCACCAGGAGUUGCUUGUAAAUGUACAUGUUGUUCAUUUAAUUUGUAGUGCUAAUCUCAUGCAUUGUCCUUCCCCGAGGAAUCCUUAAUACUUUCCACUCAACGAUGCAUAAUUCCAUCAAAGAAGCUAUAUAUUGCAGUUGAUGCGGUAGUAACUUGAUUCUUGGGAAUCGACGCAAUUUAAGAGACACGAGAGAGACAGAAAAAUGUAGUUUAAUUUAUGAAUGGUUUUGGAUAGCUUUGAUGACUUAUGAAUGGUUUCUUAGGCUCUUAGUUUAAUUUACCUGUAUCCUAAUUAUGGCAUCAUGAACAAAUUCUUGCAACGGGAGUUCAUAUAGAACUCUUUUUUGCUUUCGUUUUGGUUGUUCUUCUUUAUAAUCUGAGGUUCUUAAUGUUUUUGAUUUAUGAACUUAAUUUGCAUGAAUACAAUGUCGAUCCCUUUCCUUUUUGUGUGUUAGCUUCGUGCCGUGAACUAAAGUGUUAGUAUAAGUUCCUAUUUUUUAUUGCACACUCCAUAUCUGAAGCUCAGCCUGAUAAUUAUAAUGAUUUUCUUUAGAUGUGUGUGAUAGAACUGAAGCAAUAGAAUUCGCAAACUUGUGAUGUUCUACCGGAGGACGGAGUCAUUAACUCCCACACACCCACAAUGGCGAAUGACCAUCAUGGCAACAACUUUCUUUGGUCUUUGUACGGUUAGACACGCCCCUGACAGAAUAGGUUCCAGAAUAAAUCAUACUACAUCUUUUUUAGAAAAAUAGUCAAUUUUUUAAAUGUAAAAAAAUUGGACUUAUUAAAUUGGUAUAACCUAAAUUGAUUAUAAUAUUAAUAAAUGGUCAUGAAACUUUAUUCAAUUUUUCAUAUUAAUUUUUUUUUACUUUGCAUGAUUAAGU
This is a messenger RNA of Oldenlandia corymbosa var. corymbosa, 4588 nucleotides long. Lineage: Eukaryota; Viridiplantae; Streptophyta; Magnoliopsida; Gentianales; Rubiaceae. The record is from the annotation of a GenBank genome assembly.